AUGGAUCCUUUCCCUUUAGAACCUUAUCGCUCCGCACGUCUCCUCUACCGUGCCCCAGAGGAUAACGCCGAGGACGAUGCAUUUUUCAUGGCUCUCUACAACGACCCGUCAGUCGGGUCUAUGGCAUCGCACGCUCUCCAUCGUCCCAUGAGCAUCCAGGAACGGAAAGAUCUAAGAAAAACGAUUGAAAACAUGAUGUUCAUGUCUGUUAUGAUAUGCAUCAUCCCAGACGACAAGGACAAGGAACCCGAGACGAUUGGGGUGAUCUCGCUGAAAUCUCAGCCGCCCGUAUUCGUUCAUAACCGAACACAUGAGUUCGGGAUUACUAUAGCGAAGCAGUACCAGGGGAAGGGGUACGGGCCAGAGGCUAUCUCGUGGUUGCUUGAUUGGUCUUUUUUGACGGCAGGGUUACAUCGUGUGGAACUGACGGUGUUUGAAUGGAAUGAGAGGGCAAGGAAGGUAUAUGAGAAGAUUGGUUUUGUACCUGAGGGUCGGCGGAGGCAGUGUUUGUGGAAAGCGGGGAGAUGGUGGGAUUGCAUUCACAUGGGGAUUUUAUCGGACGAGUGGGAAGCGAAGAAGAAGUCUACCAGCUCUUAG
Penicillium lagena is the source of this 597-nucleotide messenger RNA. RefSeq names its product GNAT family N-acetyltransferase. The transcript has a single exon. The coding region runs from base 1 to 597 and encodes 198 amino acids. Gene Ontology annotation, molecular function: acyltransferase activity, transferring groups other than amino-acyl groups. The record is from RefSeq and is a predicted model, not a curated record. Lineage: Eukaryota; Fungi; Ascomycota; Eurotiomycetes; Eurotiales; Aspergillaceae.